This is a messenger RNA of Physcomitrium patens, 3329 nucleotides long. Lineage: Eukaryota; Viridiplantae; Streptophyta; Bryopsida; Funariales; Funariaceae. The record is from RefSeq and is a predicted model, not a curated record.
UCUCUCGGAGUAUCUGUCGAGUGCCCUCAAGAGAAUCAGUCUAGGUCGCAGCAUAUGCCUAGCCGAUGAGUCCGUCGUUUGCACAGAGCAUUGCAUCGGCAUCAUCUUCGUCGGUGCACAGGAUCAAUUUCCAAGCGCCGACGCGUCGCGACUCCUUCCUCUCCUUCCCACACCAGUAGUUGCCUCACUAAUUUCCUCCCAGACUUGAGCUCUUGGUGGUGCGAAAGGCGCUCGUGUCCUGCGGUUAUAGUCCAGGGUUGCAGUUUUUUUUUUUGGUCUAGUGCUUCGCGUAUUUGUUUCGGGCUGUUGAAUUGAUUCGAGAACUGGUGCAUACCUAAGAAGGGUCUUUUCUCAUUGUCUUUGAAAGGAGUGUUUGGAAGAGAAUGUGAGUUGCUUAGGGUUUCAGCUUUGAUCGGGAUUUGCCGAGUUGGUUGAUAGGAAGAGUUAAUUUUUAGGUCAACGCUAGCUUUUGUGCAGAGCAUUGCCGAGGAAUUUUGUAGGAAUGGUAGUAAGGCAUUUAUGUCGUGAUUCAUACACUUGCGUUUGCACUCUGCAUUAGCUCGUGAGCUGAUCACUGUUUAGCGUCCACAUUGCCAGUCGUGAGUUCAUUGAAUGAGGCACUUUAAAUUAUGCUCUUAACAGUAUUUCGGGAGCUUUUGACGUCGUUUUCAGUCAUUAAGUGAAGUAGAAUUGCUAUUGCAGCAGUUUAUGUUUGUAUCUUUUAAUGCGGAAAGUCAUUUUCCAUCGGAAAAUUUGGCCACGCUAUAGAAAUGCAUCAGCUGCGAUAUUCAAUUAUGCAUCUCCAGUUGCUGCCCUUGAAGCUAAUCAAGGGCCCCUCGUUCAUAAUUACAAUUUUCUUCACCAACGCUCUGUGCAAUCUUUGCAAAAGACACUUUUAGGAGACUCUGGGCAUGGCCUACGGUCAGGGCUAGGUGUAGCACAUUGCAGCUCUUUGGUGCAGUUUUCGCUUGCAACUUCGAGGUCUAGCAAGAGUGUACAAUGUCUACUCCCGAGCUCAGCCUCUGUUUCAAAUCAGGUGCAGCCAACAUCUGUUCCGGUUAACCAUUCUGACCCGAUUCCUAAUACGCGGGUCUCUCUAUCCAAAGUGGAGAGGAAUUUCAUUCCGGCAGCGAUUUCCAGUUAUUCUGACAGGGAUGAUCAUCGUAACAAGAAAGAAGGGAACUUCGAAGGUUUUAUUCCUGGCAAGUCGCUUUCGUCUUGGAAUGAUGAGAGGAUCCCUAUUGUAUCUGAAGAAGUUAACGAAACCGGGCCAUCAGCUCGUGCUACGAUUCGGAAGAAUAUUGGAAAUGGAGCAUCUCGCAUCUGGGAUUGGGAGUUAGGAGUCCACGCGAACAGAGUGUCCGAGGAGCGAGCAGGAUUGGCAUUCCAAACUAGCAUUGGAAACAGACUUAUGGAAAGUACUCUCAACCAUGUUGGUAUUGAUCUUAGCUUAUACCAGAUAAUGCCACAAAUGAGCUGUACUGGACGAAUACCACAGGACUCCGAAACAGCUCUGCAGUGGAGCUUGCACUCGAAUCGACAAUCGCGAGGGUUGAGGCGGCACUUUUCUGGGCCCAAAUUGUUGAAUAGCAUUCUGUCCAGUUCUUCGUGCACUAGACAUCUUCACAUGGACGUCGGCAAAUGUUGGUGUGUUUCCACGAUGGACCGGUUGCGGAUAGAAUGCUCAGAUGCUACGCAGGACGUUGCACGGAACGCUCCUGCAGUGGUUGACCACAGUCAAAGAGCCGUUGUGGUAGCGCUUGUGUGCAACUUUGUGGUGUUCUCCAUGAAAGUUGGGGUGUGGUUCAUGACUUCUAGUCAUGUCAUGCUGGCAGAGGCUGUUCAUUCAGCAGCAGACUUGGCAAACCAGGGUUUACUUGCAUAUGGCCUAAUCAGCUCCCGUCGUGCCCCAGAUGCUCUUCAUCCGUAUGGCUAUUCGAGAGAACGAUUUGUCUGGUCACUAAUUUCAGCCGUUGGAAUCUUCUGUUUGGGCUGUGGUGCAACCAUCGUACACGGCGUGCAGAAUUUAGCGACCGCUGAGCCCUUGUCAAAUGUUACGAUAGCAGCUGCGGUUCUUACUGGGUCAAUGAUCAUGGAAGGAGCAUCAUUGUACGUUGCGUACGGCGCCGUAAAGAAAGGAGCGGCUGCUGAAGGGAUGUCUCUUCGAGAAUAUCUUUGGCGUGGCCAUGACCCAACUUCAGUUGCUGUGUUGAUGGAGGAUGGAGCAGCAUGUGCGGGACUGGGAAUCGCUGGUAUUGCUCUUACAGCUGCUGAGAUAACUGGAAACCCAAUGUGGGAUGCACUUGGUUCGAUAGUUGUAGGUGGCUUGCUCGGUGGGGUUGCCCUUUUUUUGAUUCAACGGAAUAGACAAGCACUGCUGGGUCGAUCUAUCGAUGACGUGGAGAUGCGGCGCAUAAUUAACCUUCUCAUUGCUGACCCUGUUGUUGAAGGAUUGUAUGACUGCAAAAGUGAAGUGAUAGGACCUGGAGAGUACAGAUUCAAAGCCGAAAUUGAUUUCAAUGGUGUUGUAAUUGUACAAAAUUAUUUGCAACGUGUGGGUCGCGACAACUGGAUGGAAGAAUUUCGCAAGGCUGUGCGUAACUCUGAUGGAAGUGUUCUUGACCGCGUGAUGGCGGAGUACGGUGAGGAAGUGGUGUCGGCAGUUGGUUGUGAAGUGGACCGACUUGAGAAGGAUAUUCAGAAACUGGUUCCAGGCAUUCGUCAUGUUGAUAUUGAGGCUCACAACCCCAAUGGUCCAACUCCUCGAGAAAAAUUCUACUUGUCAGAGAAGUGAGCCAGUUGAGAAAGUGAGGUUUUUGACUCUGACAAAGCACUUGGCAGUGAAGGAAUCAACGCCGUUGGACGGCUUUAGUUCACAAGUGUAAAAUAUUUUUCUGAGAUGUGUUGGUUUUCAUCAUCAUCGGCGAUGCUCAAGUACUUAAUAUUUACUGUUGUUUUGUUAAAAAUCCAUGAUGCAUGGAAUUGUGUUAUGCUCUGAAGUCGUGCAAUUUGGAAUCUCCAAUCUGCCUAGCUUUUCGAAUGAAUUGGGCUUCUAAUUUGCAGUAUCAGCACAUCUGAACUUUAUGAUAUCAUAGGUACUAACUCGCAUAGCUGUAGCGUUUGUUUGAAAAACCUUUGCAGAGAAAAUUGCUAUGCUGGAUCUCCGCAGUGUUAAGUACGACAGAGACUUGCCAAGAACAUCAAACAAUUAUAUAGAUUGUACUAGAAUUUGAGCACACAAAACUUGUGUGUCAAUGACAAAAUUUGUGCAAUAUUCAGUUAAUAAUUUUAGAAAGAAUAAUAAUUGACAACAUGAGGUUUAUGAAUUA